CCCUUCCCGGAUGGGGGAAAAAGAUGUCAGCUCCUCCGCUGUAGUAUUGCUCCUUAAAAACCCCUCUCUCUGAAAAUGACAUGCCCUCGCAAUGUAACUCCGAACUCGUACGCGGAGCCCUUGGCUACGCCGGGAGGAGGAGAGCGCUAUAACCGUAACGCAGGAAUGUAUAUGCAAUCUGGGAGUGACUUCAACUGCGGGGUGAUGAGGGGUUGCGGGCUUGCACCCUCGCUCUCCAAGAGGGACGAGGGAGGCAGCCCCAGCCUGGCCCUCAACACCUACCCGUCCUACCUCUCUCAGCUGGACUCCUGGGGCGACCCCAAAGCAGCCUACCGCCUGGAACAACCUGUUGGCAGGCCUCUGUCCUCCUGCUCCUACCCACCUAGUGUCAAGGAGGAGAAUGUCUGCUGCAUGUACAGUACAGAGAAGCGGGCGAAAAGUGGCCCCGAGGCAGCUCUCUACUCCCACCCCCUGCCGGAGUCCUGCCUUGGGGAGCACGAGGUACCUGUACCCAGCUACUACCGCGCCAGCCCGAGCUACUCGGCGCUGGACAAAACGCCCCAUUGCGCCGGGGCCAACGAGUUCGAAGCCCCCUUUGAGCCGCGGGCCAGUCUCAACCCGCGCGCUGAACAUCUGGAAUCGCCUCAGCUUGGGGGCAAAGUGAGUUUUCCUGAGACCCCCAAGUCCGACAGCCAGACCCCUAGUCCGAACGAGAUUAAGACGGAGCAAAGCCUGGCGGGCCCAAAAGGCAGCCCCUCGGAGAGUGAAAAGGAACGACCCAAGACUGCAGACUCCAGCCCAGACACCUCGGAUAACGAAGCUAAAGAGGAGAUAAAGGCAGAAAACACCACAGGAAAUUGGCUGACAGCAAAGAGCGGAAGGAAGAAGAGGUGCCCCUAUACUAAACACCAGACGCUGGAAUUGGAGAAAGAAUUCCUGUUCAAUAUGUAUUUGACGCGAGAGCGCCGCCUGGAGAUUAGCAAGACCAUUAACCUUACAGACAGACAAGUCAAAAUCUGGUUUCAAAAUCGCAGAAUGAAACUCAAGAAAAUGAACCGAGAGAAUCGGAUCCGGGAACUGACCUCCAAUUUUAAUUUCACCUGAGCCAGCGUCAUCUCCUCCCCACCCCCAC
Molecule: messenger RNA, 1132 nt
Organism: Acomys russatus (golden spiny mouse)
Lineage: Eukaryota; Metazoa; Chordata; Mammalia; Rodentia; Muridae
Gene: Hoxc10
Product: homeobox C10
Exons: 2
Coding region: 76-1104 (342 amino acids)
Biological process (GO): regulation of transcription by RNA polymerase II
Cellular component (GO): nucleus
Molecular function (GO): RNA polymerase II cis-regulatory region sequence-specific DNA binding; DNA-binding transcription factor activity, RNA polymerase II-specific
Source: RefSeq, a predicted model, not a curated record